Molecule: messenger RNA, 1325 nt
Organism: Paramecium pentaurelia
Lineage: Eukaryota; Ciliophora; Oligohymenophorea; Peniculida; Parameciidae
Source: the annotation of a GenBank genome assembly
AUGUCUGAAGAUAACGAAUAAACAAAUAUUGUCUAAAUUUUAGAAGGGAAACAAGCAAAAAAUAUAACUGGUUAUAGUUAAGAAUUAACUUAAGUAAUGAGUUUUCUUAAUGUAUUAGCAAAAAAGAAAAAUUUUAGAAGAUUUCAAAGGAUUGAAUGUCUAUGAUGAUAAAGGGUUGUUGAGAAGUGAUUGUAGAAUAAAGAAAUAUGUGGAUGGAAGUAGAUAUGAAGGAUAGCUAGUGGGAGAAAAGAGAAUAGGUUUGUUAAUAUAUAAUAUUAGAUAAGGGAGAGGAAUAAAUUAUUAUAAUAAUGGAGAUAUUUAUGUAGGAGAUUGGGAUGGAGAUAUGUUUAAUGGUUAUGGACAUUAUUUUUUCGUAAAUGGAGAGCGUUAUAGUGGUAAUUUUAAGAAUGGUUGUAAGGAAGGAUAGGGUAAAUAUUACUAUUUGAAUGGUAAUACUUAUGAUGGCAAUUGGGUUAAUAAUUAAAAAUAAGGAUUAGGAAAAUAUUACUAUUAUAGUACAGAAGAAUAUUAUGAUGGAUAAUGGAAUAAGGGUUUGAAACAUGGGUAAGGAGAGGCAAAAUAUGCAUAUGGAGAAAUAUAUAAAGGAGAUUUCUAGAAUGAUAAAAGAAAUGGGUUUGGAAUUAUGAGAUUUAAUGACGGAGCAAGAGUAGAAGGUUAAUGGGUUGAUGAUUAAUUAAAUGGUAUUGGAAAGAUAUUUUAUUCAAAUGGAGACACUUUUGAUGGAACCUGGCUAAAAAAUCAAAAGAGUGGUAAAGGAGUUUAUACAAUGUGUGAAGGAAAAUAGAUAUAUAAGGGAUAAUUUGAGAAUGAUAUGAUGAAUGGAUUGGGGUAUUUACAAUAUGAAUCAGGAGAUAUUUAUCAAGGAUAUUUUAAGGAUGGUAAAAAAGAUGGAGAAGGAGAAUUUUAUUAUUAAGCCUCAAGUAAAUUAAUUAUUUCAUUAAAUAGAGGAUCGUUAUAAGGGACAAUUUAAGAAAGACUUUAGAACUGGAUAUGGAGUAAUGCAUUAUGCAAAUGGUGAUAUAUAUUAAGGAGAAUGGUUUGAGGAUCAAAAAUAAGGAAAAGGGAAAUAUUAUUAUAGUAUGACAAAUGAUACAUUCGAUGGGGAUUGGAUUAGAGAUAAAAAGCAUGGAAAAGGAAUAUACACAUUUGGGUAUGAUAAUUAUUCUGAUUUUAGAAAUGGAGAUAUUUAUGAAGGAGAAUGGAGUCAAGAUAAAUGGCAUGGUAAAGGAAAGUAUACUUCAAAAGAUAGAACUUAUAUGUAUGGAGAAUUUAGGAAUCAUAAAUUCGUUACUCCGAUGAAUUGA